AUGGCUCAUCAUAGGCGUGGUCGGGGUGGUGUCCGAAUGGAGGGCCGUAACUCUACAGACGACAUGGAUGAAAUUAAAAGAAUGAUUCAACAACUCACUGAUCGUGUCGCUCGCAUCGAGACUCAAAGCCAUGGUGGUGAGAGUUCCGACGGGGAGGGAGACGAAAAUCCCUUUUACAACCACAUGCCGAUGGAAGGUGUGCAAAGGGGACGAGAUCAUUAUGGUCGAAAUUUCGACAUGAAAGUAGACUUACCUGAGUUCGAGGGAAAGAUGCAACCUGAUGACUUUGUUGAUUGGCUCAAUACUGUUGAGCGUAUAUUUGACUACAAAGAGGUGCCGGACGAGAAGAAAGUUAAGAUCGUAGCCAUUAAAUUGAAGAGGAAUGCCUCUGCAUGGUGGGAGCAGCUAAAGACUCGGCGUGAUCGUACCGGAAAAUCCAAAAUUAAAAGCUGGGAGAAAAUGAAGAAAGAGCUAAAGAGAAAAUUUUUGCCAGAAAACUACCGUCAAGCAAACUUCCUGAAACUUCAUAAUCUGCGACAGGGAAAUCGGACUAUUGAGGAAUAUACUGAAGAAUUCGAUCUCUUAACCAUGAGGUGUGGACUCGUCGAAGAAGAAGAACACACAGUUGCACGUUAUCUGGGAGGGAUGCGUAGAGAACUUCAUGAUGUGGUGGUCUUACAGCAAUACUGGAGUUAUGAUGAUGUCUUCAAGUUAGCCAUACAAGUAGAGAAACAGAUAAAGACACGGUCACGGCGUGUUGGAAUAGAGGGUUCUGAGCAAAAAAAUUCUUGGAUGACUAAAGGCUCAUCAAAUUCUGAGCCAGGGAAGCAUGAAGCACCUAAGACCAAUGCACCAGAGAAGUUUACUACCAACAAACCGAAAGGGAUCAAGUGUUUCAAAUGUUCUGGCCUAGGACAUAUUGCUUCUGAAUGUCCUAACCGAAAAAUUGUCAGUUUGGUUGAGGAAUUGGGCGAAUCUAGCGGUGUGUUAAAAGAGAUGCUGCCUAUAUUUGAUAAUUAUGGGGACAAUGAAGAAGAAGAGAUCACAUGGAGUGACCAUGGAGAGUCCUUGGUGAUUCGAAGGAUAAUGAAUGCUGCCAAGGUGGAGGAGAACUCAGAUUGGCUUCGGAAUAAUAUAUUCCAUACCAAGUGUACCUCUCAUGGAAAGGAGAUGGUUGAUAAACUGAAUUUGAAGACUGAAAAGAAGCCAGUCUCGUACAAGCUGUCUUGGGUCAAAAAAGGGAAUGAAGUCGUGGUGAAUCAACGCUGCCUAGUGACAUUCUCCAUUGGGCAAAAGUAUCAGGAUUCUCAAUGGUGUGAUGUAAUUCCAAUGGAUGCGUGCCACAUACUAUUGGGGAGACCUUGGCAAUUUGAUCGCAAGGCCACACAUGACGGAUACAAAAAUACAUAUACCUUCAUCAAAGAUGGUGCGAAGGUUAUUUUAGGCCCCUCCCAAUCCGAAUUUAAUGUCAAAUCCACGAAAAUUGGUGCUGGAAGCUUUCUAACCAAAGGAGAAUUCCUAAAAGAAGCGGAGGAGAGUGGCGAUAUAAUUACCGCUGGGCUACCUCCUAUGCGAGAUAUCCAGCAUUGCAUAGAUUUGAUUCCAGGUUCAACUCUCCCAAAUAAAGCUCAUUAUCGGAUGAGCCCAUUAGAGUACGAGGAGCUAAAUAGGCAAGUGACAGAAUUGUUGAAGAAAGGGGUUAUCCGAGAGAGCAUGAGCCCGUGUGCAGUACCUGCAUUGCUUGCGCCCAAAAAGAUGGGACUUGGCGUAUGUGCGUCGACAGUCGGGCAAUAA
Molecule: messenger RNA, 1794 nt
Organism: Prunus armeniaca (apricot)
Lineage: Eukaryota; Viridiplantae; Streptophyta; Magnoliopsida; Rosales; Rosaceae
Source: the annotation of a GenBank genome assembly